Talaromyces proteolyticus is the source of this 2137-nucleotide messenger RNA. RefSeq names its product putative DNA directed RNA polymerase III subunit Rpc82. The transcript is spliced from 3 exons. Gene Ontology annotation, molecular function: single-stranded DNA binding; protein binding. Gene Ontology annotation, cellular component: RNA polymerase III complex. The coding region runs from base 238 to 1980 and encodes 580 amino acids. The record is from RefSeq and is a predicted model, not a curated record. Lineage: Eukaryota; Fungi; Ascomycota; Eurotiomycetes; Eurotiales; Trichocomaceae. Gene Ontology annotation, biological process: DNA-templated transcription; signal transduction.
CUAGAAGUGUAGCAAUGUCCCAAGUAUGCAGAGCCCGCGCUUUGGUUCGAGCUUCAACCCACUAAUUCGCCCUCUUAGUACGCCGCUGAGCUUUGUACGCUCCUGGUAGAAGACAGCUUUGGGGAUCUAUUCGGACGGAUUUAUUCGACCCUCCUGCAGUAUGGCCGACUUACGCUUCUGCGGCUCAGAGAGCAUGCACGCAUUUCGCAUAAACAAUUAUUUCAUGCCCUUGCAGCAAUGAUACAGAUGCAGCUUGUUUACCAUUUCACAUCCACAGACGACGGGAUAACCCACUACGAGGCUAGCAUCAAUGCCGCUUAUUAUUUGAUACGAUCCGGGAAGAUGCUUGAAAUUGUGGAAGAGAGACUGGGAGCAUAUGCUGCAAAGGUUAUGUCUGCGAUUAUGUAUCGCGGACACGCACAGAUCAGCUAUUUGGAGGCUAUGGCAGAACUUCGCACGAAAGGGGUUGGGAAGUCUUCUACCAAUGGCGGCACUUUUGAUUGGGAUGAGAAUGAAGGGCAAAACGGAGACGCGCCACAUUCUCCUAGCUCUGAAAAGACUGUCACUGGAGACCAAAGCUCAGAUCAUACUCGCUUGCAUACAAUUCUCAAGUCCUUGGCUGGACAUGGUUUCAUUAACCGAGUCAAAGACGCUCAUUUCCAUAGUAUUAUGGAUAACACAUUAGACGCAGAACGGAAAGCGCGGCGGGACUUGGAAACAACUGAGUUUAAAGGCAAAAAACUGGAGGUAGAGGUUGAGAUCAGGAUGGAAAAGAUACUUAAAGAACAGCUCAACAGCGAUUUGACCCAAGAUUAUCCACUAGGAACAAAAAGGCCCCAGGUUAACGGAUAUUCUGGAGGCUCAAGGAAGAGACGUCGCCUAGAUUCUUCUGGGGGCUACUCCGAAGAUGAGGACUCCGAACACGAGGACGAUGAUGAAGAUCAAAGACCGAUAGACUCGAAUCUUGUCGUACGGGUCAAUUACGAAAAACUGGACGUGGUGCUUAGAAAUCGCCGCCUUGUUGAAUUAGCCGCGCAAGGAACGUCUCCCGUUACUGCACAACUUUAUGAAACUCUUUUACGCGUUAUUGAAUAUAAAACGUAUCGCUGUCGAGAGGGUGGUGCUGAGAUUCCCCGCGAAGGUGAAGAAUUCGAGACAGGCACCGAGCCAGUCACAGUCCAAAGGCUUAUAAGUGAGGUUGACCCUGAUCUUGACCUCAGUGGAUCUCUUGGGCCAAGCGGGAAUCCACCAGCAGGCAAAAAAAUCAAACGACCUUUGGAGAACGGAGUGAACGGGGAUCAUCAUGACGACGACGACGACGAUGAUGAUGAGAAUAUCACCACAGAAACUACUAAAUCUUACGACAUCAAUCAACACCUCAGCCUUUUGGCACUGCCGCCAUAUCGUCUAGUUCGGCGGUCAAAUUCGUCUAUUCCUGCGUGGACGGUAGAAUUUCGGCGUCUUGCCCGUCAGUUGCGCCAUCUUGAGAUUGAGCGUAUCGUUGGAAUUAGAUUUGGUAGGCUAGCACUUCGAGUGCUACGAAUUCUAUUAGAAAAGGGGAAGUUGGAUGAAAAACGUCUGCAGGAGAUCAGUCUUAUCUCGCAAAAAGAUCUACGCCAAGUUCUUGCACAUAUGCAGGAAAGUGGCUUUGUGGACUUGCAAGAAAUUCCUAAAGAUUCGCAGCGACUACCUUCCAAGACAGUCUUCUUAUGGUUCUUCGAUCCUGACCGGGUGGGCCGAAAUCUCUUACAUGACACCUACAAGGCAAUGUCAUGUUGUCUUCAACGUCUCCGGUUUGAGCGAGGCCGUUUAAAGGACUUUCUCGAUAAAACAGAACGCAUCGACGUGAAGGGGAACGAGGAACAGUAUUUGAGUGAGGCCGAAUUGCAAGUAUUGCAAGAGUGGCGAGAUAAAGAAGCUCUGAUGCUUGGAGAGGUUGCGCGGCUCGAUGAUCUUGUUGCUGUCUUGAGGGACUUCUGAAGCAAAAAAAAAGAGAAAAGAAAAGUCGAUUCAUCAUAUGUAUUUAUAGCUCGACCAUGUUUGACUUGGCCAUGGUAGAAGUCAGCAACGUAUCAAUGCAAAAGCAUUAAUCGUUACGAUCGAUAUCUCUACAUAAUUUACGAAUUCAUGUGCUCAA